Acaromyces ingoldii is the source of this 857-nucleotide messenger RNA. RefSeq names its product acyl carrier protein. The record is from RefSeq and is a predicted model, not a curated record. Bases 92 to 514 code for a protein of 140 amino acids. NCBI's taxonomy places the organism in Eukaryota, Fungi, Basidiomycota, Exobasidiomycetes, Exobasidiales, Cryptobasidiaceae. The transcript is spliced from 3 exons. Gene Ontology annotation, biological process: fatty acid biosynthetic process. Gene Ontology annotation, molecular function: acyl carrier activity; acyl binding. Gene Ontology annotation, cellular component: mitochondrion.
CUCCUCUUUCGCCUCCUCGUUGUCAUCUCGCAUUCGCACGCUCUUGCCGUUUCCCGCAGACACACCAGAGCCCCACCCCGAUUGAGACACGAUGGCAUUGCGCGCUUCCGCCCCUCUUCUCCGCAACGUCCUGGCCCGCUCGGCGCCACGGGCUGCCGUUGCUGCCCCGUCGUUUGCCCGUGCUGCCGCCGCUGCUCCUUCCGUCUCGGCUAGUGCGCGAUGGGCACCGUCGUUCCAGGUCCGGGGCUACGCCGCCUCGUCGGGCCUCUCGAACCAAGAGAUCCAGAACCGCAUCGUCGAAGUCCUCAAGUCCUUUGAGAAGGUCGACCCAUCCAAGGUCGCUAACUCGUCGAGCUUCAUCUCGGACCUCGGGCUGGACAGCCUCGAUGCCGUCGAGGUCGUCAUGGCCAUCGAGGAGGAGUUUUCGAUUGAGAUCCCAGACGCAGAGGCCGACAACAUCACCACGGUCCAGCAGGCCAUCGACUAUAUCGCAAAGACGCCCGAGGCUCAUUAAAUAAUGAACGAAUGGUCGAAGGCAACGCUUGGGCAGCAAUGAAAAUUUGUUGACAUGAUCAGACUCGGAAGACACGAGCGGUGGAGGCGAGGGCUUAUGAGAAGGAUCGCUGGGCUGAACCGCCUUUUGGUGAAUGGGUCAGGAUCUGACGAUUGCUUAUGGAAGAUGAGCGAGAUGCCAGGAGUUUUCUUCGUGGCCACCUAUUCCAUGCUGCUUUCCGGUGCAAAUACGCCCGAAAAGACAUGUGUCACUGCUGACAAGUAGCGUCUUUGAGACUGCUAAAGAUAGGACUUGAGGUGCAAAUGAACUUGCCUGUCAACUUCUUCCCGGCGGGAAUGUCGGC